Humulus lupulus (European hop) is the source of this 1563-nucleotide messenger RNA. RefSeq lists its product as uncharacterized. Lineage: Eukaryota; Viridiplantae; Streptophyta; Magnoliopsida; Rosales; Cannabaceae. The transcript is spliced from 6 exons. Gene Ontology annotation, molecular function: phosphoprotein phosphatase activity. The coding region runs from base 320 to 1240 and encodes 306 amino acids. The record is from RefSeq and is a predicted model, not a curated record.
CUCUUUUAACGCGUGUAUGCCACUCUCCAUACAUUCUCCGCUGUUAACUCUCCACAGAAACGUCACUCGCGUUUACAGCGCGUAUCGAGAUUCUCAGUGUCCUCCACCACUUGCUUGGCUCUCUCUCUAGACUUCGUCGAAGGCGCCAUCGCCGAGAAAAUUAGAGAGAGAGAGAGAAAUAGCUUGAUUGGCUUGGGAGAAUCUAUCUAAUCCAUAUAACUACGAAGAAGCUCUCUAUUUUGGUACACGUUAACGUCAUACGCACCACAGGCGCAUCGUGAUUCGUCCCCUUGUAUCAAUCGUCGUUUUCUUGCCGGACAUGGCUGAGUUGACUCAGGGCGAGGUGGUUUACUUGCCGAGAACUGUCCAAGUCUGGAGAGCUCUUCUGAACUGGUUAGGGUUCUUCUUCCAGAUCUUUCUUCGGAUCCUUAGAGCUCUCGGUCACCUCCCUCUUCUCUCUUCCUCCUCUACCUCUUCUUCUUCUCCUUCUUUCAAACCCUUACCGGUCAUCGAGUUACCAGACCAGGGCCUCCCGGCUGACUCCACCGUCCAAAUCGCCACUGUCCACGAUUCCAACUCCGACGACGACGACCGUGCCCAGAAACUCACGGUUGUGCUUGACUUGGAUGAGACUCUAGUGUGUGCAUAUGAGACAUCAAGCUUGCCUCCUGGUAUAAGGAACCAAGCAACGGAAGCUGGGCUGAAGUGGUUUGAGCUUGAAUGCUUCUCUUCUGAUAAGGAAUGUGAAGGAAGGCCGAAAGUCAAUUAUGUAACGGUUUUUGAGCGUCCUGGAUUGCAUGAAUUCUUGAAACAACUAGGCACAUUCGCUGAUCUUGUGCUGUUUACUGCUGGUCUUGAAGGUUAUGCCAGACCUCUUGUUGAUAGAAUAGAUGCGGAGAAUCUAUUCUGUCGUAGACUUUAUCGGCCUUCGACUAUUAGCACGGAGUAUCGUGAGCAUGUUAAGGAUCUCUCCGGCCUAGCAAAGGAUAUGUGCCGGAUAGUAAUCGUUGACAACAACCCUUUCAGCUUCUUGUUACAACCAGUGAAUGGGAUUCCAUGCAUUCCAUUUUCAGCUGGACAACCGCAUGACACACAGCUUUUGGACGUCCUUCUUCCACUUCUCAAGGACCUCUCUGAGCAGAAAGAUGUCAGACCUGCGCUCUAUGAGAGAUUCCACAUGCCUGAAUGGUUUCAAAAGCAAGGAAUUCCUUCACCUGGUUGGACAUCAGCAGAUGGGUAGUAAGAACGAAAGUUUCCAUUCUUUUCUGCAAUCCUCAACAGUUAUUCUGUUAGAAGCGGCAUCUCUCCAUUGGACUCAAGUUUUGUACAGCGUAAAUUUGUUCGCUGGAGAGGCUAGUUAAGGCUCAUCCUUUCAAAAGGUUCAAGCCUGCCGCAUCUUGUGAUUAUAUAUAGGCACACCAUUUAUCUAUGUACAUUUGUUAAGAACUCUGAUUCUUGUGAAACUUUGUCUAUAGGCUUGCAAUUCUCUUGGAUGUGCUUGUACUUUGUUGAAACUUUGUACAAUUGUUAUCAGUAAUUAUUGGUAGUUUACACAUUUGACAA